This is a messenger RNA of Rhinichthys klamathensis goyatoka, 756 nucleotides long. RefSeq names its product complement component 8, gamma polypeptide (gene c8g). Gene Ontology annotation, biological process: complement activation. The record is from RefSeq and is a predicted model, not a curated record. Gene Ontology annotation, cellular component: membrane attack complex. NCBI's taxonomy places the organism in Eukaryota, Metazoa, Chordata, Actinopteri, Cypriniformes, Leuciscidae. The transcript is spliced from 7 exons. The coding region runs from base 55 to 684 and encodes 209 amino acids.
GGAUUGGUAUAACGGGUUUUAGUAAAGCAAUAGAUAAAAAAAACAGCUGAUUUCAUGAUUCGCUUCUGGCUCCAUCUGUUCUUUGUGCUCGUGUGGCUCGGUUUCUGGGAGCCUGUCGAGGCACGAAGAGCACGUUUUAAACCAACACCACCAAAGCCAAAGAAAACCGAGGGAGAAAAAGCUAUUGAAAGACUAGCUCCAGGUCAAAACAUCAACAUUGAUCAGAUGAGUGGGAAGUGGUACCUGCUUAGUGUAGCAUCACGGUGUAGGAAUCUUCUGGAGAGCGGCUUCAAAGUGGAGAGCACGACUGUAACUUGGACUAUAACUGGUGCCAAGGUGUCUGUCAGCACUGUGAGAAAACUCAAUUUUGAGUGCUGGGAAAUCAAGCAGGACUACAUGAAAACAAAGACCCCGGGCCAGCUCUUUCUCAAAGGUAAAAGACCUACUGAGAAUAUGGACAUAAUGGUGCUUGAGACGGACUACAGCUCAUAUGCUAUGUUGGUUUUGAAGAGAGCAGGGAAAAUGACCAUGAAACUAUAUGGACGGUCGAGUGAAGUUCCUGAUAAUAUCGUGGAUAAAUUUGAGGAUCGUGCAAAGACAUUCAAUUUGGGAUUGGACGUCAUUUUCCAGUAUCCAGACUACGGGUUCUGCGAGUCCACAGAGAAGGUCCUGGAUAUGACCUAAGACUGACUGGCCAGUAUUGUUGAUUGUGAGCUCUGUGCGAAUUACAACAAUAAAGUUAUUAUGUAAUUUCAA